GUUAUGAACAAUAGUAAUCCAAACAAUUGUUUGCUUUCCGGAAGUUGUUGUACUUUUUUUUUUUAGCAUCACAACAAGGAUAUUAAAAUCUUCAAUGACUCUUUGAAUUACAAUUUGGAAGUAGUACAUGCAGCCUGAACUAAGACACUGUCUGGUUGCACUGAAAGCCAAGGAGCUUUAGACGUCUUUUGUCAAGCAAGACAUCUAUUGUCAAGCAAUACAAUCUGACUUGUGUGUCAUUCAUAUCAACUUCCUUACUACAGGUAUGGGCAAGAAAACAGUUCCCAUUUUAUACUUUUCUACCGUGGGUUUAAAAUUCUGCAGCUGAGGUCUUGAAGAUGCAGAUGGGUACAGUAUAUGUUGCAGCUCGCAGUGUGUAUAAAACUACCAUAUUUUUCCCUUCUUGGUUUCACUAUUUUCUAUGUUCCAUUUGUGUCAGGGACUUGGUUGGCGCCAACUAGGCUAAGCCAAAAUCUUUUUUUAAUGGCCUUUUAUUUUGUUGAAAUUAGGAGAUCUAGCUGACACAGUAACAGCUGUUACAGGCAGCCCAGUUAAGCUGAAUGACAAUGCCAUGACACCAAGGUAGCCUGAUGAACCUGUCCAUGUCAAUCAUAAGACCACCCAUACAGGGAUGAGACGCGGCAGAGGGUCAAAUUCACUGAUGAGCGGGUCUGCAAAAGCCAUCUCCUGAACUGCUGUCCCCACGACAUCCUCUCCGGAACUCGUAUGGAUCUGGGAGAAUGUGCGAAGACCCAUGACCUGGCACUCCGGGCCGACUAUGAAAUUGCCUCCAAGGAGCGAGACCUCUUCUUUGAGCUUGACGCUGUGGAUCACCUGGAGUCUUUCAUUGCCGAUUGCGACCGGAGAACAGAGUUGGCCAAGAAACGACUGGUUGAGACCCAAGACGAGAUCAGUGCGGAGGUGGCUGAAAAGGCAGAGACGGUUCACGAGCUGAACGAGGAGAUUGGGAAGCUCCUGGCCAAGGCAGAGCAGCUGGGUGCCGAGGGGAAUGUGGAUGAGGCCCAGAAGGUCCUACAGGAAGUGGAGAAAGUUCGCAGCAGGAAGAGGGAUGCUGAGGAGGAGUACAGAAACUCCAUGCCUGCCUCCAGUUUCCAGCAGCAGAAGCUUCGUGUCUGUGAGGUGUGCUCGGCCUACCUGGGUCUCCACGACAACGACCGUCGCCUGGCCGACCACUUUGGCGGGAAGCUGCACCUGGGCUUCAUCCAGAUCAGGGAGAAACUGGAAGCCCUGAAGAAAACCGUCCUGGAAAAGCAGGAGAAAAGGAACCAGGAUCGUCUGAAGAGGAGAGAAGAGAGAGAGAAGGAGGAGAAGAUGAAGAAGAGGACCAAAUCACGGAGCAGGGAACGGAGCAGAGAACAUAGAAGGUCCAGCUCUCGCGACCGUAGGAGACGCCGUUCGCGGUCCUCGUCUCGGGAGAGGCGGCGUUCCUCCCGCUCACGCUCCAGGGACCGGGAGAGGAGGAGACGCCACCGCAGCCGAUCCCGCAGCAAGGGCGGCCGCCACAGCCACGAGCCCAGCUCCCGACACAAGUCAUCCAGGGAUCGCGAUCGCUCCUCCAGAGACCGUUCACGGGAGCGAAGCAGGAAGAGGGGAUCCUCGGAGCGGCGGCAGGACAGCAGGGAUCAGAACGGGAGAACAGACUCCCGCCGGGCGGAGGUCAGGGAUAGAGACCUUUGAGGACUCUAUCUCUCUCUCUCUCUCUCUCUCUCUCUCUCUCUCUCUCUCUCUCUCUCUCUCUCUCUCGCUGUCUCCAUCCUCAACACACAACCUCCUUUUGUCGGUCUCUCUUUCAUAUCUGUCCAUUACAUCCAUUUGAACUCUCUCCUUGUAUGAAUCCUCCCUCCGUUCCCCCAAAAAUUAUCCAGAGAUGUUUUGCUUUGAUUGAUAUUCCAGCCAACCCACUGUCCCAAAUACAUAGCGCUUAUAUGACCACAGAAGUAUAUACAGGUAACUGCCAAAAUAAUGGAAACACUUCAGUAAAACAAAGUAUACUGAAAGCGGGUGCCUCCACACGUGUGGUUCUUGAGUUAAUUAAGAAAUUAACAUCCCAUCAUAAUUAGUGGAAGAAUGGGGUUGCAUUUCUCCAAUAGCGUUCCAGACACUUGUAGAAUCUAUGGUGGCCCAACGCCCUACUAAAACACGUUAUGUUGGUGUUUCCUUUAUUUUGUCACCUGUAUAUUGUACAUGCAUAUAUAUUUUAGUUUCAAGCGUUAUCCUGGGAUAAAAGUGUGGGGGGUUGUUGAACAUUUGGCGUUGGAGUACAUAAAGUCCUGACAGUGUAUGUUAGAUGUGAUGGCUGUUGAUGACAUGCAUAUGAUUACACAUUCUAUAAAACUGUCCCGAAUAUUCAUUUCCUGGGGGAAUCAGUAGCUGAAACUAGAGAAAGGAUAAAUGAGUGACCGUUGGCCAUAAACUCUAAGAAUAGAGCAUUUCCAUAUUGCCGUGUUUGAUGAUACUGUUAUUUUUAAACCGUCAGAAUUGCUAUGUGUGAUUGAGAUACUUUGCAUAAUUAUACCUCCAGCAUACUGUCCUGGGUGGUGUUCAUUAGGCACCAAAUGGAAGAUACUGGACUGGAACAGGGAGGGGUCACCUGGACUUGUCCAAUAAGAAACCUACAUUUUUGUUUUCCUGUAAAAACGUUGCUAAAUGUUUUCAGUUAUUGCCCUAAUAAACACGACCCAGCAUACUGUCUUGGA
Molecule: messenger RNA, 2717 nt
Organism: Salmo salar (Atlantic salmon)
Lineage: Eukaryota; Metazoa; Chordata; Actinopteri; Salmoniformes; Salmonidae
Product: putative RNA-binding protein Luc7-like 1
Biological process (GO): mRNA splice site recognition
Cellular component (GO): U1 snRNP
Molecular function (GO): mRNA binding
Source: RefSeq, a predicted model, not a curated record